CUGGCUAUCCCAAUAUGUGGAGAAUUGGUUAUCAUAGAUUAAAUGAAAACUAAGUCACCUUAGAAAUGGCAAAUAAUAUAGAAAGUGGAGAAGUGGAAUUGUCAAUGUCCUCUGAGACAACUAAGAAAGAAAGUGAGACUUCAACAUCAAGCAAACAUCCCGAAGUUCCAAACAAUAUAGCAUUUCCUGUAAAUGAUGUUACAGUUUCUAUUAAUAAAGUGAGUAUUCCUGAUGAAGCAAAGCCCAACAUUGCAAGGAGUACAAAGUCUGGAAAUCUAGGUAAUAUAGACAUCAAUGUAACUGACACUAGUGGGGUUAUUAUUGACAGCUCAAGUAAUAUCAAAAAUAAGACAUUCACACAAGCAAAAGAAGAUGAUAUAUCUGAUACAGCCACAGAUCACAGCUGUAGUACAAAGGACUCUAACAGUACUCUAACAGACUUUGCUGAUCUUAACUUUCACUCACCAACUGAUGGUCCAGGCUUGGUGGUCACUGAUACAUCUAAUCAAAUUGAUUCUUCAGCAAUAAUAACUGAUCUCACUGAUAAUACCAAAGUGUAUGAUGAGCCACAAUGUCAAAGACAUGUGCACAUUUCUGCUGAAGCUAUCAAAGAAGAAUCACAAGAUACCGGAAGUAGAGCUUCAUUCUAUCUCCAUGAUGACUUCAGUGUGAAUGAUGUUGAUUGCAAUAGAAGAUCUAAUAGUUCAACCCCUCCAGAGAGAGCCAAUGUUGAUGGAAGGAGGGUCAUUGUAGGUAUUUGUGCAAUGAAGAAGAAAUCAAGCUCAAGACCAAUGCAAGAAAUUCUCGAACGUUUAGAACUAUUUCAAUACAUAGAGACCUUAAUCUUUGAUGAAGAUGUGAUCUUAAAGAGUCCAAUUGAGGAUUGGCCAAUAUGUGACGGAUUGAUAUCAUUCUUUUCCAAGGGAUUUCCGUUGGAUAAGGCUGUGCGAUAUGCUAAACUCAGGAAACCAUUUCUUAUCAAUGACCUUAAAAUGCAGUAUUUUUUACAAGACAGGCGGGAGGUUUACAAGAUCCUGGAGAAGGAAGGAAUAGACCAGCCAAGAUAUGCUGUUCUUGAACGUGACUCUGAUAAUCCUCAUAAGUGUGAACUAGUCCAGACAGAAGACAGUAUUGAAGUGAAUGGAGUCACCUUCCAGAAGCCAUUUGUAGAGAAACCAGUGUCAGCAGAAGAUCACAAUGUUUACAUCUACUUCCCAACUAGCGCAGGUGGUGGAAGCCAACGCUUAUUCAGAAAGAUUGGAAGUCGUAGUAGUGUCUACUCCCCAGUGAGUCGUAUACGCCAGACAGGGUCCUACAUCUAUGAAGAUUUCAUGCCUACCGAUGGUACAGAUGUGAAGGUGUAUACUCUGGGUCCAGACUAUGCCCAUGCUGAGGCCAGGAAGUCCCCAGCUUUGGAUGGGAAGGUUGAAAGGGACAAACAAGGGAAGGAGAUACGCUAUCCAGUCAUCCUUAGUGCCAGUGAAAAACUGAUUGCACGCAAAGUUUGCAUUGCAUUCAAGCAAACUGUGUGUGGAUUUGACUUACUAAGGGCCAAUGGCAAAUCUUAUGUCUGUGAUGUCAAUGGAUUCAGCUUUGUGAAGAACUCUAUGAAAUAUUAUGAUGAUUCAGCAAAAAUACUUGGAAAUCUUGUGCUGCGUAAUUUGGCUCCGCAGCUGUCUAUCCCCUGGUCUAUCACAUUCCAGCCUGAAGAUAUACCUAUAGUGCCUACCACAUAUGGCACCAUGAUGGAACUGAGAUGCGUUAUUGCAGUUAUCAGACAUGGGGACAGGACACCAAAACAGAAGAUGAAAAUGGAGGUUAAACAUAAGAAAUUUUUUGACCUAUUUGAAAAAUAUGAUGGAUUUAAAACUGGCCAAUUGAAACUUAAGCGCCCGAAGCAGCUCCAAGAAGUUCUUGACAUUGCUCGCUACCUAUUGGCUGAAAUACGUACUAGAUCAGAUCCAGAAAUUGAAGAAAAGAAAUCCAAAUUAGAACAACUAAAAUCUGUGUUAGAAAUGUAUGGUUAUUUUUCUGGCAUUAAUCGUAAAGUACAGCUCAAGUAUCAACCUAAGGGUAGGCCCAGGAAGUCAAGCGAAGAUGAUGAUGUCUCGGGAUCGGACGCAGAUGUUGACACAUACCCAGGACAAUUUGAUAUGCCCCGUGAUCCAAGCCUUGUUUUGAUCCUGAAGUGGGGUGGUGAGCUGACCCCUGCAGGGAAGACACAAGCAGAGCAGCUUGGGAAGGCAUUCAGAUGCAUGUAUCCAGGUGGCCAAGGUGAUGAUGGAGAGAGGGGGCUCAGCCUAUUACAAUUACAUAACCAUUGUCGACAUGACAUCCAACUGUAUGCAUCUGAUGAGGGCAGGGUCCAGAUGACUGCAGCAGCUUUCUCAAAGGGCCUGCUUGCACUAGAAGGUGAAUUAACGCCUAUCCUGGUACAGAUGGUGAAAAGUGCAAACAUGAAUGGACUACUGGAUAAUGACAAUGAAUCUUCUAAGUAUCAGAACAAUGUUAAGGAGAAGCUGAGGACAACAUUGCAUCAAGACCAUGUGUUUACAGAGGAUGAUAUUAAUGCUCUUGCCCCUACCAACAGUACAUCAUUAACUAACUCUCUUAAGUUCAUAAAGAACCCAGUGACUGUGUUGAAGCGAGUACAUGAGCUCAUACACAACCUUGUGGCAAGGAUCAAGAAACUUAAGGAAGACCUUAGCUGUAGUUCAAAAGAGAAGAAGUUGUAUCAUGGAGAAUCCUGGGAGUUACUUCUGCGAAGAUGGGCAAAACUUGAGAAGGACUUCAAGCUGAAGAAUGGCAUGUAUGACGUGUCUAAGAUCCCAGAUGUCUAUGACUGUAUAAAGUAUGACCUCCAACAUAACCAGAAGAUCUUGAAGUAUGACCAGGCAGAGGAAUUGUAUGCUUGUUCUAAGGCACUAGCAGAUAUAGUUAUACCUCAGGAAUAUGGUAUCACAAAAGAGGAGAAGUUAAAAAUAGCCAAAAGUGUGUGUACGCCACUGUUAAAGAAGAUCUUAGCAGACUUACAGAGGAAUGCGGAUGAGGAUUCCACGAGGUUGGAUUCAAGAUAUUCUAAGGGAGUGGCAAGUCCCCAUAGACAUGUGAAGACAAGACUUUACUUCACCAGUGAGAGCCACAUCCACUCACUGAUGACUACCCUGAGAUAUGGAGGCCUAGGGGACAACAUUAAACUAUCCCCAGAUCAACAGUCUAUAAAUGAUGAGCAAUGGCAGAGGGCCAUGGAUUAUGUUGCUGCUGUGUCAGAGUUCAACUACAUGUCACAGAUUGUCAUCAUGCUCUAUGAAGAUCCAAAUAAGGAUCCUGACUCAGAUGAGAGGUUCCAUGUAGAGCUUCACUUCAGUCCAGGUGCAGUAACUAAAGAGAAUGACAUCAUUCCUGCAGGCUCAGGCUAUAGGCCUCACUCUAGGCGUGGCCAGCAAAAAGCCAAGGAGCCUGAGGCAGGUAGAACUACAGUAGCAGGUGUAGCAAAUAGUAGUAUUGAUGAUCAAGUAUUCCAACCUACACCUGCUGAGAGGGUAGUGAAGGUACUUGGUGGGCCAGCAGGUAGCCCUAGAGGAGCCAGUGACCAUGAUCUAGCUGACUUGCCUGAAGAACCAGAAGAUCUUAAGUCACCAAACUCUUCAAAGGGUCCACUGGAAAGUGCUCCAGAUGUGCAACAAAUCCUACAUUCAACAACAGAAACAGCUUUAGACGAUCAGCCAAUCAGACGCGUUGAAUCUGAACCAAUAACAAUUGAUGUUCACAAACGCAAACGUCACCAUUCACAUCAGGAUAGCGCAACUGCAUCAGCUGCAAACUCACUAACAGAGGAUAACACAAGGGACUUGAGGUCAGAAGCUAACUCAUACGAAUCUAGAAGGCACAGCUUUGAUGAAAAUUUACCCAUGUCAUUAGAGCGCAAAAAUAGUGCAGACAUGAUUAAGCAGCACCCAUUGGCUGAUUCGCAGCAUCGUCACUCAUUUGCUGGUUUAUUUGCACCAUAUAUCACAGAACCUAUCAAUAAAGGCUCCAGGACAAGCCUUAUAAGUACUAGGGUGAUCCGAGGGUCAAGUAGUGCUCCAAACCUCAUGGAUGGAUUUGAUACUCCAGGCUUUAAUAUUACAGAUUCACAGGCUCCUAUGUGGGCUAAUAUUCCUGCAAUCAGACCACUUGAGACACUACACAAUGCCUUGACAUUGAGGCAAAUUGAGGAGUUCUUCCAGCGAAUGACCAACCGGACCCCAGGAUCAAGCACACCCCGACAACCAUCCACUCCAGGUUCUUACUAUAAUCCUAAGACAGUAUCUAGUCCAGGUUCUAUGGCCAUGCAUGUCCCUGUUCAAGCUAAUGUGUAUAGUGUGCCAUCUAGCACCUGUUCAAGCAGUGGCCCCUCUUCCCCCACAGCCGCCUCAAACCCUGAUGACAUCAUGCUCAAACUGAAAGAACUUAUUAAAGCAGAAAAAAGUAAAGUUCCUGAGACUAAUAAAGAUGGAGCUGAAUCAGAUACUCUAGAAUCACCACGGACUUGAGCUUUGUUCCUUGACUUUAACAAUUACAUGUACCUAUUUAAAAUAUAUGAAUGAAUGGUCUCAGAAAGGUCAAUGUAUACUCCUCACAGGGAGAACUUGAGUGUCUAUAGGGUGAUAAAAAUCAUUUAGAAAAAUCACUGCAUGAUCAGACAAACUUCCCAUGCUAAUACAAUAGCCUCAUCAUAUUAACAAUACUUCACUAGACUUACAGGUCCUGCUUUUCAGGAGAAAAUAAUCCCUUACUCAUGCCUGAUGUAUUAUUGCAUGGUUAUAUUUCAUUAACUUAGGCAAGUGAAGUGAGCGAGAUAUGCCGUAUAUUGGUUCAACUUUGAUUGCAUUCUAGGGGACCAGCUCAAUAUGUCCAAAAAAGAUAAUUCAAAUUUGAUUUUGACCAUUCAUUGAUUUUUGGAAAUUGCUUUACUUUAAAAUUAAAUGUACAAUAUACUGGAUAAGGGUUAUGUACUUGGAGGUUUAGAGGAUACAGAGUUUAUCUCAUAAGAAAUCUGUGUAUCUCCUGAGGGGCUGCCGGAAAUGAGGA
Owenia fusiformis is the source of this 5073-nucleotide messenger RNA. The record is from the annotation of a GenBank genome assembly. Lineage: Eukaryota; Metazoa; Annelida; Polychaeta; Sabellida; Oweniidae.